CCAGCCUUCAACAAACAGCUGGUGGCUGUUGUGCUUGUGAGUUGUGAUGGUUCUUUGCAUUCUUGGUCAGGUUAAUUUCAGAUUAUUAGGUAGUUGUGAAGAAUUUUGUUUGGUAUGUACUGUUGAUGUGUAAAUGUUUAAGUUUAGUAUUUUUUAAAGUGAUUAUCAGUAAUAUUUUUAAUGUUGUAUGUGAAUUUUAUUUUUGAAUAUGGCUAAAUUGACCGAAGAAAUGGUUCAUGCUAGAACCCGCCAGUCAAAUUUAUCUGCAGUAUCAAAGUUAAACUGCUGGGGCAGUGAGUUGCAAGAUGUCUCUCUUGUCAGGAAACUACCCAAUGUGGAAACUCUUUCGUUAAGUGUGAACCGAAUAAGAAGCCUAUCAGAUUUUCAACACUGCAAGAAGCUGAAGCAUCUAUUUGUUCGCAAGAAUGACAUCCGAGACCUGAACCAAAUCUGUUACCUGCAACGCUUGCCAGCGUUGUCAACACUUUGGCUGGCAGAAAAUCCGUGUGCAAGCAGUCCUGGAUAUCGGUUAGCUGUACUAAAAGCUCUACCAAACUUGGAGAAGUUGGAUGAUGUGGCAGUGACUGCAGAGGAGCGUACAGAGGCGCAACGACAAGGCACGUACCUUCCACAUCCUGACCAUGCUGAUUCCUACAUAGAGCCUGCUGACAACGAUGUGGAACCCAUAGUGCCUGGAUAUCCUGAGGAAGAUACGGAAGAACAGUAUGUUACAAGAUCCAACCACUACGGACAGAGUGAUUAUGGACAGAGUGACUACGGACGUCAGUUCCAGAGGAAUGACUACAGCCCAGAGCUGGCCUCUCCUGCGCAUACAAGUUACAUCCGUAAUGCAGGCAACAACUAUCAUCAGGAUGAGGACCACCUAGCAGACGAUGACUCACCGCCACGAUCCCUUAAACAGGAAGAGGAUGCUGAGGAUAUUUUGCCUAGAGCCAGUCUCACCAGGAGUCGAACGGAGUCCCUGCCUCGACUGUCCAGGCUGGAGGCAGAAGAUCCUGAGGACUAUCCUCGCACUGUGCAUGGCACUCAACGCUGCCGACUGGACUCCAUGCCGCGUGCUAUGCGCCAAGACUUGGAGGACUUGGAUUGCUCCCAACCUCGCAGCAGUUUAACACGCAGCCGAACUGUGGAUAUGCUGGGAGGACACCAUGCUGGCAGCCUUAGUUCACUGCAUGAGCGGGAGCGUGAGAGAGAGAGGUCUCGCCAGAAGUCCUGUGACAUGUAUGUGUCGAGGCCUCUACAGCAGCCUGCCAGGCCUAGAAAUAUAAAUGUCCUGAAUGCCGUUCUGUGCCUCAUUAAGGAACUGGAACUACAAGACCUGGAGCUGGUAGCGAUGAGUGUUAACUGUCGCAUUGACGAGCUGCGCAUCUAGUGGGCGCUCGGUCUGUACUUGUACUUGUACUCUAGCUGUGAUUAGGCUGGGCCUCUUGUAGUAUCUGCAGGUAAUUCCUCACUUAAUGUAAAGACUGAUAAUGGCUCAUUCAGAAACUGACAAAAGUCAACACACACUCCUACACACCGGUUCACUGUUACUGAACAAUGCUUAGCCUGUUGUAUUCCUUCAAGUUUUAAGUAUUUUUAAAGUAUUGCUAGUUUUUAUAAAAAUUUUAUUGUGUGGUAUAACUGUUUUGAAUCUUUAAUUGGUGUUUGUUAGUUUGUUGGGCUGGUUUAAAAUUAUUUUGGCAUACAACAAAUAAUGCUUUAAAAAUGAAAAUUAUAGAUUUGUUCAGAAGAGCAUUACAACGUAAAUAAUCACAAUUUAAGCAGAAACUGUUGUAUUCGAUUGAGGGUGUUUGUUUUUUCUUGUAAUAAAUGCAAGGGAGAGUGUUCUUGGACUUUCUAAAGGAGUUUUAAAAUCUAUUUUAAAAAAAAAUAUAAGUAUUUUUCAACCACUCAAAGAAUAACAUUGGUAUUUAUUCAUUUAGUUAAAUUUUAGUUUUUACUCCAUAAAAAAUGUUCAGCAUUUGAUGUCAUUAGCUAAAACAAAAUAACAAUCCCUCUUUAAUCCCUCUAAAUCACCAUCAUUACUUUUUCUUUUUAGAUGAAAUAUAAAAAUUAAAUUUCAUGAUUAGUUUCUAUGGUAAAUAGCUCAAAACCGGUUUACAUAUUACAUUCAUAUACUGUAUAGACCAUCAUUCCUAUAAAAUAGGAAAUUAACUUUAAACUAGCCCAACUAACUUAAAAAAAUCAUAUAGGUAACAAAUUUGAAAUGAUGUACUUCAUUAAGUAUGAUGCAUUUAAAUUCCUCACCAUUUUUAUGAUGAAUAUUUCACAUUUACUCUGUCACGAGGUAAGUUUUAUAAAAUUAAAUUGAAUAGUUAUACUUGGACAGAAAAUGUGCUAAAAUUGUAACUAUUAAUUGCUUUAAAUUUGUAAUUUAAAUAGAUUUAAAGCACUGUGUAUUUAUAUAUUUAUCCAUUAAAUAAAUAGAUUGCAUUGUUAAUUAGUUGUUAAUCUGAUUUAUUCCUGUGUCAGUUUUAGUUGCUUGACUUAAAACAAAUAUUUUUCUUACCAUAGAUGUGUGUAAAUUUAGUAAAUGGAAAGAUACUUACAUUGUUUCUGAACUUAAAGGACGUGUAUUCUGUAUUAUUGACUGAACUCAAGGGGGCUGUAUUCUGUAUUGUUGACUGAGCUCGAGGGAGCUGUAUUCUGUAUUAUAGUCAGAUCAAAGCAAAAAUAGCCACUAACUGCCAAUAGCAAGUAGGUGUACUUCUUUCUAUACCUAGAGUAGAAUAUAAUGAUUGUUUACUGUUUUAACACUGCAUAGAAUUUAACAUCAAAACUGUAACACAUUUGUCAUUCUAGACUGAAUACUGGAACAAUUUCUUAAACCACAACAUUUUCACAGUAGCGAUGUUGAUAAAUAGCUGGGAAUUAAAAUGCUGUCGUUGUAGGGCAUAUUGUCAUUAUUUUGCUAUAGAACUGUUAUUGAAUAUUUUAAUAUGUUGGAUAUUGAUGAUGAGAACUAAGCAAUAGCACUUUGUUUUAAGUGCCGCUAUAACAUGUAGUAAAUGAAUCGUUGGAUUAAAAAACUGUCAUGAUAGAUUGUAUGAUAGAUUGUAUGAAGGUUGUAUGAAUAUUGAGUGAAUGACAAUUGUAGUCGAGUUACAUUAAAAUAAUGUAUCUAAGGAAAAGAUUGGGUUUAAAGUACAAAAUUAUUUAUAGUAAAAAAUUCUGUUGAAUAGAAAAGGUUUUUAUAAAAUCUUAAAGUUAUAUGGAUUCUCAAAACAGGCAGUUAGUGGCCUUGUAGGCUUUGAAAAUGUAAAAUGUGCUCCGCUUUCAAGCUGUAAGGUGCAGUACUUUACAUUGAACAGUUGACAGUUUAACUUUACAUUUUAAUAAAAAUAACAAACUAACAUCAAUAACAUAUAAAGAAAACCAGUUUUACUAUUUAAAAUUGUCUUGACUUAAAUAUAAUUAGGAAAGCUAGAGAAAAGGGUUAUUAGUUACUAGAAGAAACUUGACUUACUGUACUUACAUUUUUAAGUUUAAGUAGAGUCUUAUUCUUUUGUUAAUUUGAUUUUAGAUUACAAAAAUUCAAAUAAUUUAAAACACUAACAAAUAUUUUACGGAUCGUUGCGCACUUGCAGUCUGGCAUAAAAAAUGUACAGUACUGUCACCUUAUUAUAGAAUAACCUCUUUUUGUAACAGAAAAUAAACUCUACUUUUAAUAGUAAGCAAUUGUAAAGUAAGUAAAUUGUUUACAAGAUUUCAAACUACAAAAAGGGUUAUUUGUUUUCAGCACACAAGACAACUAAACCGACUAUUUUAAUUUGGUGUUCAAUGGUCAUCAAUAUUUUCAAUUGCUACAUUUUUAUUUUAAAAAAUCUUCAAUUCCAGGAUUAUCUGUACAAAGUUUCAAAGUUAAACCAUUAAAACCACCAUUUAUUUGUUUUAGUUUUAAACCAUUUUUCAUAUCACUGUAUGAGAUUAUAUGAUUAUCAUGGAAUUCUCUAAUCACACAUACUAACAUAAAUAUUACAAUAUAUUUUGUAUCAAUGAGCUAAUGACCGUUUAAUGAGCUAAUGUAUGUUAACACACCAUCUACAUGCUGAUACAGUUAUUUCAACUAGUAGUGCCUUGCAAUCUAAUUCAAGGUUACAAAAUACUUUGCUUGUUAUUAUUAAUUUAUCGUUGAUUAGACUGUUAAGUUUCAAAAUUUCUUUCUGGAACACUAUUUUUAUUAGUUUUGAGAGUGGCUUGCUAAAAAAAAUAUUCCUAUAGCUGUAUGUGUAUAAAAAGAGUAGUUUAUUUAUCUGCAUGUUCUGAUGGAUAUUUUUUAGCGAAUCAAAUCAUUGUACAACAAAUCAUAACAGUCUUAAAAUUUGCUUUUCUUCUAGUUGUAUAUUACUGUAUCAUCAUUGCUAAUUGUUCAUUUCGAUGUCUCCAUUGAGCUGUUAAGUUCCUUUAAAUACAGUAAAGUCUUGCUAAUCGAAACCUGAUAAGCUAGGAUGCUUUCCAGAUCCACAAAUUUCCGUUUCAAACAAAAUCCAUUUUAAAACGUCUGUAAAUAUGUUUAAAUGAUCAAUACUAUUAAAAACUAUAUUUUACGGUAAGACUUUUUAAUCCCAACAAUGUAAUGUGUACCUUUAUAACAUUGACUGGAAAUAACUGAAUUGAAUAAAAAACACUGUUAAAUUUAUUUAACAAAAGUCAAAAAAGUCUUUUCUCAAAAAGAAUUUUGAAAAGUCUCGUUACAGCUGAUGCUAUAGUCAACUAUCAACUGACUAGUGAGUCAUCCCUUACAAUUGUUUUCUAACUGAUGUUUUUAGUUUUAAUAUUGGGCAUACUGUUUAGUAUAUAAAGUGUAUUUGGAUCCAUCCAGUUGAUUAGAUCCGGAUUAGUAAGACUCCAUUGGAAAUAGACCAUGCUCAUUUCAUAACACAAUUUAAACAGAAAGGUUUUAUAAAUAGUAGGUUGUUUAUUAUUGUAAUCAUAGGAAUUUAUUCACAAUGUAUAUAAUGUCAAAAGGGAUCAACGAUAAAUAUGGAAGAUUCUUCUGUUUUUAGCUUUCUUACAAAGUAAACCAUAUUCAUCAAACGUAAGUUAUAUGAAAUAAAAUUAGUGUGUGGAGAAACUCUUCAUAAAAUAAUGUAUUUUACCUGUAAAUACCUGAGAGGUAUCAAAAAGUAUUCAUUAAAGUAUUAGGUUUAAAAUUAUCAGUAUCAUGUGCUAUGUCCUUUGUAAUAUUUCAGAGAAACUGUGCAAAUUUCAUAUUAGAGGUUUUUAAUGAUAAUAUAAGAUAACACUGAGUUUUAAUUAUAUACAGUUUAAACUAUAUUACCUUAUUUGUUAUAACCUAUCGAGUUUUAAUUUGAAACUUAAUUGUUUUGUUUUACAUAUUUUAAAUAUGCUUAUUGUAAAAAAUAACUGUUAUUUUUACCUUUGAAAAAUGUGCAUUGACACAUGAUUUUCAGCAUUCAGUCACAUUUAACUCAUUCUCUAACAAAAAGUUGAGCAAGAGUGGUGCCACUGUUAUUGAAAUGUCACAAAUAUACUCAUUUUGAUAUUUGGUGUUUAGAAUGUUAAAACUGCUUGAAAAAUGGCUUCAGUUUGUGAUGUUAUGUUGUUAUAAAGUUGGUAAAUAUUGUGGACCUGCUUAGUUCAGUCACUGCGUUUUCUCCCUAAAUUGUCUAUUGUAUAAGUUUAAGUUACUUUACAAUUGUAAAUAUUGAAGUAGGAAAAAUAUAUUUGUGCAAUAUACUUUCAUAGAAGAACCAUACUUUGACGUUUAGUUAGGCAUUUAAUGGAACAUGUUAACCCUUUUAGGUCCAGAUAAAAAAUUACAAGCCAUAACAUUGUAUUCAUGUUAUUUUUCAUUGUAGUGAAAAACUGCUCACUGGUAUACCAAACAUUUUGUAAGGAUUUAAAAAAUGUAUAAUAUUUAAAUGUUUAUUGUAUACCAAAUUGUUGAAAAUAAAUACAACUUUCCUUAUAAACAACCUGUAAAAACAUGUUUAAUUUGUAUAAAUUAAGUACAAUUUAUUAAUUAAUGUGUUAAUAAUGUUUGAUUAAUUUACUUGUAAAAUAAAAACAAAAAACCAUUCAUAAAAACUGAUGAAAGUAUGAAUUGUGUUACCAUUGGAGACUGCAUAGUAUGGUGUUGCAUAUUCUUGCCUGUUUUACUACCAAAUUUGAUGUAUAUUAAUAUAUAAAAAUUAAAAUCUCAUCAAUUUAUUAAUAUAAUAACACAGGUUACAUUAAAAUCAAUUAUUACAAAACAACAUACAGUAUAUGGAUCAAAGGUGGUUAAAAUAUAAUGUUUAAUGAUUAUUUUCAUCAACUAUGUUGUUUGAUUUAAAAAUUAUACGUAUAUAAUAUUUAUAUUUGGAAUUUUGGCUGAUGUUAAGGUAGUAAAAGACAUGGUGACUACUACUUGGUCAUAAAAGGGUUAAAUGGUCACUCAGUUUACAACUGAAAGUCUUUACGCAUGAUGAAAGUGGAUUAAUUUAUUAAUUGUGUAAGAACCAAUCGUAACAAUGUUCAUUAUGACAUUCCUUGUGCUUUGUACAGUAAGUAUUGUUAAGUCGUUUACUGUUUUGAUGUGUUAAAGAAAUCCUCUAUUCUUGUUGCUGCCAACGAUUUUUUUAAGCUCAACAAUCCUUUUUACUUUGUUGCCUUUUUAAGUAAUUAUUUGUUCCUAUUAAAACUUGUUAUGUAGAUAUGUAUUGUUGUGCUACUUCCUGUAUUUUAAUCCUUUAAAUCUACACAAGUAUUGUAAUCCUUUCAAAAUUACGUAUGAAUAAUACAGCUGGAGAAUCUGAUCUUGAUAGAAGUAAUUGAAUAAUUUCACAUUGUUUUUAGGUCCAUUAAAUUACAAUUUAAACCUGCUCAAUUGAGGAAUGGCUUGGUUUGAACCGUAUCAAAUCUCAGCCCAAUUGUUUCUAUUCGUGGGUUACAUAACGGAAACAUAGUAUUCCUUAAAUCUUUGUAUUUGAGUUAGGCAAAAAGAUUAACAGCAACUAAAGCCAAAAUGUUGUAAUUUAAUUUUUCAUUCCAGUUGGUUUUUAGAGUCUGAUAAAACAUAUUAAACCACAACAAACUUGGCCAAAUUCAUAUCCAAGUGGACUACUAUCUGCAAGUGGAUUGACUGUGUUGUGGUUUAUACGUGGGAUGAUUAAAAGUAGAAAAGAUUACAUCAACAAUAUAUUAAAUUUAUUUCCUGGAAUGAACUUUGUUGUACCUAGAGAAUCAUUCUAUUACAAGUGCAUGUAACGUUUUGUGAUAAUGAAUUUGAUAUCAGAUGAUGCAGGGCAAUGUAUUUGUGUGACGUAUAGGCAUUAACGGUGGUGUACACCUAGAACUGGUACUUUCACUAUAUAUAGGGCAUCUAAAUUUUCUAUCAAACCUCUCUAUGAAUGGUCCUUGUAAGUUACAUUGCAUGUCCAUCAUUUUGUAUUAAUCACAUUUUCUUUACAUUUACGCAUUAAUUCUUUAAAUUUUUAGUUUAUAUUUUGUAAUUCAAAUUUUUGUCAACUAUUCUGUUCAACUUUAGAUUCUUACUUGCGCGGUAGUACUUGGAGUUAUUUCUGUUUAUCCUAAAGUGUUGGGUUUUUAAGACGCCAGCCUGACUCAGACUCUAAGAAGCAAACUGGAACUGGUAUUGUUGUGUGACAUUUACUUAAUUUAUCAAUAACAUAAAAUGAUAGUGUAUUUUAACGAAUAAUGUGUUGUUUUAUGUGUUAUUAUUGCAUUGAUAUGAGUAAUGAGGUUAAAUUUAAGAAAGGGCCAUGAGGCCCUAAUUUCACCUCAAAUAAAGAAAUAUUUAAUGUAAUUAUUUCAAUAACUUUGACUAAAUUCAGUCUUCUUUGUAAAAAUGUAUAUAAAAAUAAUAUUAAUUUAAUUUGUAACUUUUAUUAUGAUUUAAAGGAUUAUAAAUCAGAAAUAUAUUAGCAGUUGUUGAUUGAGUGGAAUUGUGUUGAUUUGUUAUUGUUUUGUAGGGUCCAGUAUUAUCGUUGUGGUUGUUUUUGCAUGUAUUUGAGACGAACAAUGCAAUUUUUUUUAGAUGUUUAUAGAUAGAACAAUAUCCGAACUGUUAAAAUACAAGGAUGGUGCAUGUUGUUAAACAAGAAUACGUCUGGUAUUGUGAUUUUAGUUUAUCAAAGGUUGUACUUAAAUACUGAAUGGAAUUCCCUGAUAAUAAACUGAAAUUUGUUUUUAUCAAAGACCUUUAAUUUCAAUUUUAUGAAUGUAACAAAUGAUAGAAUAGCUUUUUUUUGUACUGUAUGUUAAAUAAAAUAAUUAUACUAAUAAUAACUAAAAUACAAAUAUAUAUUGAUUAUUAAUUGUCAAAUAAAACAUUAAACCAUUUUGUAUGUUAUCGAUUAUUUAGAAUAAUUUAUUGUAAAUCAAAAUAAAUACUGACAUAAGAUGUCUCUUGUGAUUUCAAAUUAACUAAAAUAUUUUGAUUAAACUGAAAGCAUUGUUUUAAAAACUA
Molecule: messenger RNA, 8458 nt
Organism: Homalodisca vitripennis (glassy-winged sharpshooter)
Lineage: Eukaryota; Metazoa; Arthropoda; Insecta; Hemiptera; Cicadellidae
Exons: 12
Coding region: 209-1393 (394 amino acids)
Biological process (GO): cytoskeleton organization
Molecular function (GO): protein binding
Source: RefSeq, a predicted model, not a curated record